AAUUGCGCUCUUCUGUUCUGCCGUUCCCUCUUUCCUUCUCCUAAAUUCCCGGCGCCGAAGACAUUGCCAAGCCACGCUAAACCAUUACCAACUGCAAUCCAAAUUAUCAUCAUCCUCUCUCUCUCUCUCUCUCUCAUUAUACAAGUAAAAAUGCUACCUAUAUCCGUAAAACCACCGCCUCCGGCGUCGUCUUCGUCCCCGGAGAUGCCGACAGUUCCAGCAGCAUCGGGGACGAUGUUUCUAAGAUCACCGGAGGACGAUCUGUCAGCCACGCGUCUUCUCAUUUCUCCGAUGUUUGAGGACCGGAAUGGCCUCGAAGCCAAGCCGUUUUUACCUAGGUCUUCAAGCUUCAGCAGUGUCACCAGUUCCAGCGCUAGUUUUUACCAGAAGCGCCGUCGUCAGACCGCUGGGGACAACGUUUCCCCUUUUUCCUCCGCCAACGGCGGCCAGUCAUUUAGGGAGCGUACUACGUCGGAGACGACUCGCCUUGGUUUCAACUUCUUCCGAUAUCUUGAGGUAGGUUACAGAUGGAUCUUAAGAUUUCUUGGCCUUGGCCUUUAUUCUUUCCUAAUUUUCCCUGGUUUUAUUCAAGUGGCCUUUUAUUAUUUCUUCUCAAGGCAGGUUCAUAGAGGUAUAGUUUAUGGUGAUCAACCAAGAAAUAGGCUUGAUCUUUACUUACCUAAAAAUACUGAUGGCCCAAAGCCAGUUGUUGCAUUUAUAACUGGAGGAGCCUGGAUCAUUGGUUAUAAAGCAUGGGGUUCUCUUUUAGGGCUGCAGUUAUCAGAGAGAGACAUCAUAGUUGCCUGCAUAGAUUACAGAAAUUUCCCUCAGGGGACUAUGAGUGAUAUGGUAGAGGAUUCUUGUCAAGGUAUCUCUUUUGUGUGCAAUCAUAUUGCUGAAUAUGGGGGAGAUCCCAAUAGGAUUUAUUUAAUGGGACAGUCAGCUGGCGCCCAUAUUGCUUCUUGUGCUCUGUUAAAGAGGGCAGUUGAAGAGGCUGGCGAAACAGAGAGCAACUCUUGGAGUGUGUCUCAGAUAAAAGCUUAUUUUGGUUUAUCUGGAGGGUAUAAUUUGUUUAGCUUAGUGGAUCACUUCCAUAGUCGAGGACUGUACCGUUCAGUCUUUUUGAGCAUAAUGGAAGGGGAGGAAUCUCUGCAUCGAUUUUCUCCUGAACUAUUGGUACAGGAUCCAAGUAUUAGAAAUGCUGUUUCUCUUCUACCUCCUAUUGCCCUAUUUCAUGGCACUGGAGAUUAUUCUAUUCCAUUCGAUGCCAGCAAGAACUUUGCAGAUGCUCUUGAAAGAGUGGGAGUGAAAGCUGAACUAAUUUUAUACGAAGGACGAACUCACACAGACGUGUUUGUCCAGGAUCCAAUGAGAGGUGGGAAAGAUAAACUGUUUGAAGAUUUAGUAGGUUACAUUCAUGCUGGAGACCCAGAAGCCCUUGCAAAAGAUGCAAAUGCUCCUCCAAGAAAAAGACUUGUGCCUGAAUGCAUGUUGAAGUUGGCCCGCAGGGUCAGCCCCUUUUAGUAAGUAUUUUUGUAUCAGUUGUGGCUGGUAUUUUUAACUUCAAACCAAAAAAUAAAAAAAUAAAUAAAAAAGAAAGAGUAAAAUACAUGAUGUAUAUUCCUAAGAUUUGAUAUGAAUACUGGAAAUAUCCCUCACAGGUUAUUAAAUUACCCUUUGUUGUGUUAGAUUUACACUCUGUCGGAUAUCAUUGAUAUAUACUCAAAUGAAUUUGUAAGCUCUGGCAAAUGGAUGAGAAGUUAAAUGUAAUUUUUUUUUUU
Molecule: messenger RNA, 1781 nt
Organism: Diospyros lotus (date-plum)
Lineage: Eukaryota; Viridiplantae; Streptophyta; Magnoliopsida; Ericales; Ebenaceae
Product: isoprenylcysteine alpha-carbonyl methylesterase ICME-like
Exons: 11
Coding region: 151-1524 (457 amino acids)
Source: RefSeq, a predicted model, not a curated record